This is a messenger RNA of Rhincodon typus (whale shark), 1598 nucleotides long. It is a transcript of the gene ldhd, whose product is annotated as lactate dehydrogenase D. The transcript has 8 exons. Gene Ontology annotation, molecular function: D-lactate dehydrogenase (NAD+) activity; D-lactate dehydrogenase (cytochrome) activity; FAD binding. The record is from RefSeq and is a predicted model, not a curated record. Gene Ontology annotation, cellular component: mitochondrion. Bases 51 to 1091 code for a protein of 346 amino acids. NCBI's taxonomy places the organism in Eukaryota, Metazoa, Chordata, Chondrichthyes, Orectolobiformes, Rhincodontidae. Gene Ontology annotation, biological process: lactate catabolic process.
UGUAAUGGUGUAAUUACAGUGUAUCCGUGUGGGCAUUGGACCUUGACGCUAUGAACGUGCGCAGCGCUAUGUGCUGGCGAUAUUGCUACAUGCCGGCUCUCAGAGCCCUCUCAGGCCGGAGAAACCACCAGUUUCAAGUCCAGAGAGGAUUGCAUAGUAAUAUUAUUGAGGCUCUGAAAGCAGCAACAGGAACUGAAAACAUUUCCACGGCAACUGUUGUCCGGGAGCAGCAUAGAAAAGAUGAAUCAUAUCAUAGUUGCAAACCUCCAGAUGCAGUUGUGUGGCCACAGAAUGUGGAGCAGGUCAGCAGAAUGGCUCGAAUCUGUUUUGAAAACGAUGUCCCCAUCAUCCCUUUCGGUACAAGCACAGGGCUGGAAGGAGGCGUCCUCGCAUUGAAGGGAGGCGUGUGCUUCAACCUCACAAAAAUGGAUGAAAUUGUGGAGCUCAAUACAGAAGACUUUGAUGUGACAGUUGAACCGGGAGUCACCAGAAAAGGCCUCAAUAACUACCUUCGGGACAGUGGCCUGUGGUUUCCAGUUGUUGUGCUCAUGUGGAAUGGCUGCCCUGUCACACUUGUCUCUGGUUGCCUCACAGAGGAAAUAGUGAAGGCGAACAGUGGCUCCGAUUUCGCUUGGGCAAAAGAUCAAGAAACGCGGAACAAGCUCUGGCAGGCGCGGCACAGUGCGUGGUAUGCCGCUCGAGCCAUGCACCCGGGCUGUGAGGGUUAUUCCACAGAUGUCUGCGUCCCACUCUCAAAGCUACCGGAAAUCAUCGUGACCACGAAAGAAGAUUUGGUGAGGUCAAAGCUUACAGGACCGAUUGUAGGCCAUGUAGGAGAUGGUAACUUCCACUGUUUGAUGAUAAUGGACCCCCAGAAUGAGGAUGAAAUGAUGAGGAUAAAAGAGUUCACCUAUAGAUUGGCCAGAAGAGCAUUGGCCAUGCAUGGUACCUGUACUGGGGAGCACGGUAUAGGCUUGGGAAAGAGGCAGCUCCUGGCUGAAGAAAUUGGCGCUGUCGGUAUGAAAGUAAUGAGGGAAAUUAAAGCUGCACUUGAUCCAAAAAACAUCAUGAAUCCUGGCAAAGUGGUGUAAAAGAGGUGGUGCCCUUUCCCCAUCCAAAUAUUUCCACCUCCCUACAAUCAGCAAGUUUCAGUGUCAUUGGGAUCAAUGCACAGACGAUGAAAUUCCCCUUAAGGCGGCAAUGCAUGGGAAAGUUUUACAGUUGUUAGCCUUCAAGCACAAGUACAGGAUGCUCGAGUCUAAAAAAAAAUUUAAAUGCUUUACAGCAGAAGUUAUUCUGGUUAGCACUUGAGUAAUUCCUCAAUUGAUAUAUUACAAAUUAUUUGAUUUCUUAGAAAUUGAAGGCUUUGGAUACAAAAAUAAACUUGAAUCAAAAUGUAGCAAGGAGGAUUUCGAAAAGAAUACAGACCUGGCCAGGCUUUAAUGAACAUUUUGCAAACUGCAAGGAAUCAGCAACACUUUAAUCCUCAAAUGUUACUGUUUAAUUCUUUUAGUUUAAAACUGCCUUCAAAGAGGAAGUUUAUUUUUAAUCUGUCAUAUAAUGAUAAUAUUGUUCGGAGUAUUUGUGAAUAAUAAAAA